GCCAAAUCCUCUCUCCAUGAAGCCCCCUCCUUCACCACCGCCCCCCAGCACCCCAAUUUGGGGCGGCGAUGAGCAGCCCCCCAGCCCCACCACCACCGCCAGCCUCCAGCUGCACCGCAAGGAGCAAGAAGCCUUCUUUGCCCUCCUGGAGGAUACCGUGGUGCAGGAGUUCCUGUCGAUGGAUGUCUGCUGCAGGGUUUCUGACAAGUACCUCCUGGCGAUGGCGCUGACGUACUUCAGGCGUGCCCGGCUGCCCACCUCCAAGUACACCCGCCUCAACCUCUUCACUGCCCUGUACCUGGCUCACGACAUGGAGGAGGAUGAGGAGGAGACCAAAUUCUGCAUCUUCCCCUGGGCCCUCGGCCGCCGCUGGCACCGAAUUUUCCCCCAAUUCCUGCGCCGCCGCGAUCGCCUCUGGGCCCGGAUGAACCACAGAGCGGCCGUCAGCCGCCACUGCUGCGAGGAG
Mesitornis unicolor (brown roatelo) is the source of this 466-nucleotide messenger RNA. RefSeq names its product speedy protein 1-A-like. The annotation marks the transcript as partial. Gene Ontology annotation, molecular function: protein kinase binding. Gene Ontology annotation, biological process: positive regulation of cyclin-dependent protein serine/threonine kinase activity. The transcript has 4 exons. NCBI's taxonomy places the organism in Eukaryota, Metazoa, Chordata, Aves, Mesitornithiformes, Mesitornithidae. The record is from RefSeq and is a predicted model, not a curated record.